AUGUCCACCCCUACAAUAUCCGAAGAAUCGCAUAGCGAGCCAUCCCACCUCCCGCUUGUCAAGCCUCUCAUAUAUGGAUCGCGGAUAUCGUUGCUCGCUGCUCGCGUCUUAGACAACGAUUCAAGCACCAGUACCAACAGCACAACGCUCGCCGACGUCCCUUCCGGCAGCCGCGGCCGCCCAUCAGUAAACCCCGCCAUCCCCGCGCUCAUCGCUGUUGUGGUGUUUGUUGUCUGCACGCUCGUUGUUCUCAAAGGCGUCCGCGCACUUCGUGGCGAUGGCGUCGUCCCUGUCUACCGCAAGCCUGCUCGGGAACUUCAGGAGGAGAAGCCGCGCAUGUGGGAGGUGCACAUGGACCAGUCUCCCUCGUUCUCUUGUGUUCGUGUCGGCGAGCACGGAUGGAACGGGAUGAUGCCCAUUUCCCUGGAAUAUCUCCCACCAAACGCACCUCCAUGCGAAGCACUUGCUAGUGCCUCCCCAACGCGUCCCCCGCUUCGUUCUUCCCCUCGCGCGUCACGGUCGCUCAGCCGAGAUAGUGCUCGCUCCUCCUGGAGCACCUUCUCCGAAAAACCGACCGCUAGCGUCCGUUCGGCGGAGGCGACUGAAGAUCCCGCGCGUCUGCGCGUCGCAGUGCUCAUCGCGAUGCCGUCGCCCACAAAACCAUCACCAUCGAGUGCCAUACCGGCGACUCCUGCCCCCGCUUACCUAGGAUUGGCGGAGGUGUAGCGGCGAGGUGGGGAUGGGUGCUUUGCCACUCUGUGUCGCCCUCGGGGCGGCUGGACAUCCUCGCCCUGACCGAGCUAUGUCGCCAUCGUCGGUAAUUGACGUGGACGAACGCCACCACUUGGGUGAAACGUCGCGCAUCUACGGGGUGUUGCGCUCCGAGCUGCGCUAACACUACUAUGGAACCACAGACGGAAGGGAUCGCGGGCUCGGACUUGGAGCGCGUAAUAGAACGUCUCGCUUAACGACGAAGUCACCGGGCCUGUAAGUCUCGACACGACUCUACUAUGGGCGGAGAGUACCUGUACGCUACCUAUAGUCAAUUUUUUGGGAUGUUUCGACGACGCCAACGGAGAAGAUUUGAAGAUGUCGUGAAUUUACAUAUUGUUAUCAUUCAAAUAAG
Molecule: messenger RNA, 1126 nt
Organism: Trametes versicolor FP-101664 SS1
Lineage: Eukaryota; Fungi; Basidiomycota; Agaricomycetes; Polyporales; Polyporaceae
Exons: 3
Coding region: 1-726 (241 amino acids)
Source: RefSeq, a predicted model, not a curated record